UCACCCUCAUUUACCACUGCAAGAUUCUGUGACCGGAGACCCAACGUUUUCCUCUCCAUAAGGCAGGUAUCGCCGGUCAUUUUUCUUGCUAAUCAAAUUUAAAAACUUGCCGCUGAUGUGCCAAAAGUACCCUGACAUUUUUCUUAAUUUUGUCGGCGGCACUCACGUAUUUUGUGGGCUAGAACAAGGGUAGAAAUGUCAUUUUGGGGGAAGCCUUUCCAGAAUAGCACAAAAAGAGCACUGGCUACUUGAAACAACCCCGUUUCGUCAGCCCCAGCCGGCGUACGGACACCUGGGUUGGCUGUCGGGAGACAUAUAUUUAAAACCCCGAUUCUGUAAUUAAUGUUGUUGCCUUCUUUGUUAAUUUUCUAGGGUUUUAAAUUUCGAUUUCGACCGUGUUGUUGUUGUUGUUGUUUGGGGCUGAAUUAGCUCGAUUCUGCAAUUCUCAAUGCAAUUCGCCUGAAUCGAAGCCCUAAUUUCGUUCUUCGAUCUGAUUUCUGAUGGCGGAUCAAGAGGAGGAGGACCUGCGGAUGGCGCUGCGGAUGAGUAUGCAGCAGUGGCCGCCGGAGCCGAAGCGGAGCAAGCCGAGGGAGAGCGGGGGGGCUCCCACCGGGUCGCCGGAUGAUUCGCCGGAGGCAAAGAGUAGGCGGUUGCAGAGGGAGCUUAUGGCUGCCGCGGCGGAGAAGCGACUGAUGAUGUCUGGGAAGCCCGCGUCUCCGGCGCGGAGAAAUGUGGCAUUUCCAAAGGAAGAAAAGGAUGGGGUUGCCGGAGGUGCGGGAGGUGAUGGGCGGAAGGAGGUGAGUUGUGGAAUGGAGCUAUCCGAUGCCGAUGUAAAUCAGUUGUUCUCUAUGGUCUUUGGUAAUGAUGUUUCGAAGGGGAUUCUCGCGCAGUGGUGUAAUCAGGGAAUUAGGUUUAGCCCUGAUCCAGAAACAUUUAUGGGCCUAGUACAACAUGAAGGCGGGCCAUGUGGUGUCUUAGCUGCCAUACAAGCCUUUGUUCUGAAGUACCUUAUUUUCUUUCCGGAUGAUUUAGGAAAAGUUGAACCAAACAUGCCAGAAAAUGUAGAUUCAAGGAGAUUUUCUAAAAGUGAAUCUGUUACAUCGAAUAUGUUUUCUUCUCUUACCGAAGAUGGAAAAGCAAGAGCCUUGGUCAGGAGCAUGGGUGAGAUACUGUUUUUAUGUGGAAGUAAUAAAAGGGCUGUGAUUGCAACCUUGAGCAUUCUCGUGCAUGAUGCUGAGGGGUCUGACAGUCUAAAGGAUGAUAUCAUGACAAAAGCACUUGAAGGUGUUUCUAUAGAAUCAGCUUCUGAUUUGCAGACAAUUUUAAGAGUUAAUACCUAUACUUCAAUUGCAAAUGCAUACAAGAGGCUCGAAGCGAUGAUUCCUGUUUUCCAAAGUCGUAUGGGGGCACUGCUAUUCCUUAUUUCUGCUUUACUCUCUCGAGGAUUGGACUCCAUUCAAGCUGACAGAGACGAUCCGAACCCACCUCUAGUGACUGCUCCAUUUGGCCAUGCCUCACAGGAAAUUGUAAACUUACUGCUAUGCGGGCAGGCUGUCCCUAAUGUGUUUGAUGGAAGGAUGGAUUUAGGUGGGGGCAUGUCUUUGAAGGGAAUAUCCACAUGUGUGGAAGUUGGAUUCCUUACUUUGCUAGAAUCCCUGAAUUUCUGUAAGGUUGGGCAGUUUCUGAAAUGCCCAAAAUGGCCAAUAUGGGUUGUUGGGAGUGAGUCUCAUUAUACAGUCCUAUUUGCUCUUGAUACCACUGUUCAAGAUGAGAAUGAACUGGAAGAAAGAGAGUCACAGAUCAGGAAGGCAUUUGAUGCGCAAGAUCAGAGUGGAGGAGGUGGCUUCAUCAGUGUGGAAGGGUUCCAUCAAGUCCUCAGAGAAACAGGCAUUGACCUUCCACCUGAGAAGCUAGAUCACCUCUGUGGGGCUGGGUUUAUUGUAUGGAGUGAGUUCUGGCAGGUUCUUCUGGAUUUAGACAAGAGAUUUGGAGGCUUAAAAGAUCCUACUGGAUCAAUGGGUAAGAAGGUCUUUGAUCUUUACCAUUUUAAUGGGAUUGCAAAAUCGGUCUUGAAUGGGAGUCCAGCAGCUUCAGGAAGUGAGAUGCCAAUUCAAAGACCUAGACUUACAAAAUUGAGGGUUUCAGUUCCCCCAAGAUGGACUCCUGAGGAGUUUAUGGCAGAUGUUGUAUUGCCCUCUGCUUCAGGUGGGAAUGACCCAAGUGCAAAAGAAACGGUUAUUGAAGUGGCUAAACCAGAGCCUGCUCAACAUGCACCAUUGGUGGACUGCAUUAGAACGCGCUGGCCAAGGGCUGUUUGCAACUGGGUGGGGGAUCCCCCUAGCAUAGUCUGAAUGGUUUAUUAUUUUUAUUCGGGAUCCUUUUAAAGUGCGGUGUGGUUUGAACUCAGAGAGCACAGUGACGGUGGCCCCUUGAUUUUAGUUAAAAAAAACUUGGGGCACAGGACAAAGAGAAUGUUUCUUUCAUUCAAAGUUGAUGAUGAUAAACUAUCAGGCACAGGAAAGAGUUUGUUUUUAGUAUUUCGUCAGGUCCCCAAUAUAUGCUUCUCUCCAUUUAUGCUGUUAUUGUUGUGACAUUCUAAUUCGAUUUUGAUGUCAGAAAAGGGAGGGAAGGAUUCCGUGAUAAUUUAUUGCCCCACCCAAUCUGUAAAAUUUAUUCUAACUUUCAGGCACAGCACCCUCGUUGAUUAGGAAUAUGUUCUUUCUAUCUCUUAGGGAGGUCAUCAAUAAAACAUAAUAUCUGUGUUGUUGCUGCCGA
Vitis vinifera (wine grape) is the source of this 2775-nucleotide messenger RNA. RefSeq lists its product as uncharacterized. Gene Ontology annotation, molecular function: cysteine-type deubiquitinase activity; K48-linked deubiquitinase activity. The record is from RefSeq and is a predicted model, not a curated record. The transcript has 7 exons. Bases 501 to 2351 code for a protein of 616 amino acids. Gene Ontology annotation, biological process: protein K48-linked deubiquitination. NCBI's taxonomy places the organism in Eukaryota, Viridiplantae, Streptophyta, Magnoliopsida, Vitales, Vitaceae.